This is a messenger RNA of Rhinopithecus roxellana (golden snub-nosed monkey), 4115 nucleotides long. It is a transcript of the gene SLC12A9, whose product is annotated as solute carrier family 12 member 9. Gene Ontology annotation, biological process: potassium ion import across plasma membrane; chloride ion homeostasis; chloride transmembrane transport. Bases 807 to 3707 code for a protein of 966 amino acids. The transcript is spliced from 13 exons. The record is from RefSeq and is a predicted model, not a curated record. Gene Ontology annotation, molecular function: potassium:chloride symporter activity. Gene Ontology annotation, cellular component: membrane. Lineage: Eukaryota; Metazoa; Chordata; Mammalia; Primates; Cercopithecidae.
CCGGGCCUGGCAUCCCGGUAGCCGCAGCUGUCUUUUCCGGCCCCGGUGCGCUCUCCGCCCCAGGCGGAGCCCCCCGGCUCGCGGGGAUCCCCCGAGCGCUGCGUCCUGUGGGUGGGUGAGUGAGUGCCCCGCGGUCCCCGAGAUGUGGGGUGCACCUGGCCGGGGAGAAGGAGAUCUUGGCUCCUUCGCACCCCAGCGGGCGCAAAGGGGCAGGAGCCCGGGUUGGGGGAGGAGUAGGAGGACCCGGGGACCUUGUGUCGCUCUGUGGGAGCCGGUCUGUGUUUCUGUUUUGCUAGUCGAGGGGUGUGUUUGGGUUGGUAGAGUUUGUAGGGGGGGUACCUCGUGUGGAUGGGAGGAAUCUGGGGAGGCUAAGGCGAGGAGGAGGAGGCGGUUUGAGAUGGGUUGAGGGAGAGGAUUGACGGAGGGUGGGGUUUUGAAGGAGUUGGAAGUUUCUUGGGUGCGGUGAUUGCAUGGGGGGGGGGCUUGGUAGGGGCAGCUCAGGACACCGAAGGAGAGGAUGGGGAAGGCUGUCCUGCCCACAACUUACUUCCCUUUUGGGAGAUUUGCUUCCUCUUGCAUUGCUAGUUAAGGAAGGAGAGGCUGGAGAAGCCUGUGCCGUCAGAGUACCUUUGCCCCUUUCCAGAACCGGUGCCAUCCCUAGUCUCAGGAACAUAAGGGAAGGGGUGGCCCCCAGGAGCCAGGAGUGGCCCUAAAUCCCUUCCUGACAGGUUUGGGGUACCAGUUUUUUUGUGGAGCAGUGGCUGGUCACCUAACCCAUUUGUAGCUUCCUCUACCUGUGCUCAGCCAUGGCCAGCGAGAGCUCGCCUCUGCUGGCCUACCGACUCCUGGGGGAGGAGGGGACUGCCCUCCCUCUCAAUGGGGCCGGGGCUCCUGGAGGGGCAUCUGCCCGGAAGCUGUCCACCUUCCUGGGUGUGGUGGUGCCCACUGUCCUGUCCAUGUUCAGCAUAGUUGUUUUUCUGAGGAUUGGGUUCGUGGUGGGCCAUGCUGGGCUGCUGCAGGCUCUGGCCAUGCUGCUGGUUGCCUACUUCAUCCUGGCGCUCACCGUCCUCUCUGUCUGUGCCAUCGCCACCAAUGGAGCUGUGCAGGGAGGCGGAGCCUACUUCAUGAUCAGCCGCACAUUGGGGCCCGAGGUCGGGGGCAGCAUUGGGCUCAUGUUCUACCUGGCUAACGUCUGUGGCUGUGCCGUCUCCCUGCUGGGACUGGUGGAGUCUGUGCUUGAUGUCUUCGGGGCCGAUGCCACAGGGCCCAGUGGGCUCCGGGUCCUGCCCCAGGGCUACGGCUGGAACCUGCUGUAUGGCUCCCUGCUGCUGGGCCUUGUGGGUGGGGUCUGCACCCUGGGAGCUGGCCUCUAUGCCAGGGCCUCAUUCCUCACAUUCCUGCUGGUUUCCGGCUCCCUGGCCUCCGUGCUCAUCAGCUUUGUGGCUGUGGGGCCGAGGGACAUCCCCUUGACCCCUAGGCCUGGCCCCAAUGGCUCCUCCUUGCCGCCCCGGUUUGGCCACUUCACCGGCUUCAACAGCAGUACCCUGAAGGACAACUUGGGUGCUGGCUACGCUGAGGACUACACCACAGGAGCCAUGAUGAAUUUUGCCAGCGUCUUUGCUGUCCUCUUUAACGGCUGUACAGGCAUCAUGGCUGGGGCCAACAUGUCAGGGGAGCUGAAGGACCCCAGCCGGGCGAUCCCUCUGGGCACGAUCGUCGCUGUCGCCUACACCUUCUUCGUCUAUGUCCUGCUUUUCUUCCUCUCCAGCUUCACCUGUGACAGGACCCUGCUGCAGGAAGACUAUGGGUUCUUCCGCGCCAUCAGCCUGUGGCCCCCACUGGUGUUGAUCGGAAUCUAUGCCACCGCGCUCUCAGCGUCCAUGAGCUCGCUCAUUGGUGCCUCCCGCAUCCUCCAUGCCCUGGCCCGGGAUGACCUCUUUGGAGUGAUCUUGGCGCCGGCCAAGGUUGUGUCCCGGGGCGGAAACCCCUGGGCGGCUGUACUGUAUUCUUGGGGCCUGGUGCAGCUGGUGCUCCUGGCCGGGAAGCUGAACACGCUGGCUGCCGUGGUCACUGUCUUCUACCUGGUGGCCUAUGCCGCUGUGGACCUGUCCUGCCUGAGCCUGGAGUGGGCCUCGGCCCCCAACUUCCGCCCCACCUUCAGCCUGUUCUCCUGGCACACCUGCCUGCUGGGGGUAGCCUCCUGCCUGCUCAUGAUGUUCCUCAUCAGCCCUGGUGCGGCCGGUGGCUCCCUGCUCCUCAUGGGUCUCCUGGCUGCCCUGCUCACCGCGCGAGGAGGCCCCAGCAGCUGGGGCUAUGUCAGCCAGGCCUUGCUUUUCCACCAGGUAUCCCCGGGGAGCUGGCGGGGUGGUGGGGAGAUGGGAGGUGAUCAAAUAACCCCCUCUCUCUUUGGCUGGAGUUGGUGUUCCCGUCCAGGAGGCGCUGAACAGGGCUGUGUAUUUGAUCCUGCCACUUCCCCAUCACCUCACCCAUGUACCCAGGUGCGUAAGUAUCUGCUCCGGCUGGAUGUCCGGAAGGAUCACGUCAAGUUCUGGCGGCCCCAGUUGCUGCUCCUGGUGGGGAACCCCCGGGGCGCCCUGCCUCUGCUGCGGUUGGCCAACCAGCUUAAGAAGGGGGGGCUCUACGUGUUGGGCCACGUCACCCUGGGAGACCUCGACUCCCUCCCCUCGGACCCUGUGCAGCCGCAGUACGGGGCAUGGCUCAGCCUGGUGGACCGGGCCCAGGUGAAGGCUUUUGUGGAUCUAACUCUCUCACCCUCCGUGCGCCAGGGGGCUCAGCAUCUGCUGCGAAUCUCCGGCCUCGGUGGCAUGAAGCCCAACACGUUGGUCCUGGGUUUCUACGAUGACGCCCCACCGCAGGACCAUUUCCUGACGGACCCGGCUUUCUCUGAGCCUGCAGACAGUACCAGGGAGGGCAGUUCCCCAGCUCUGAGUACCCUGUUCCCUCCUCCCCGGGCUCCUGGGAGCCCCCGGGCUCUCAGUCCCCAGGACUACGUGGCCACGGUGGCCGAUGCCCUCAAGAUGAACAAGAAUGUGGUGCUGGCCCGGGCCAGUGGGGCCUUGCCCCGUGAGCGGCUGAGCCGGGGGUCUGGGGGCACUUCUCAGCUGCACCACGUGGACGUGUGGCCCCUCAACCUGCUGCGGCCCCGGGGAGGGCCCGGCUACGUGGACGUCUGCGGCCUCUUCCUACUGCAGAUGGCAACCAUCUUGGGCAUGGUGCCCGCUUGGCACAGCGCCCGGCUCCGGAUCUUCCUGUGCCUGGGGCCUAGGGAGGCGCCUGGGGCAGCCGAGGGGCGGCUGCGGGCGCUGCUGAGCCAACUGAGGAUCCGGGCUGAGGUGCAGGAGGUGGUGUGGGGCGAGGGGGCCGGGGCUGGGGAACCCGAGGCGGAGGAGGAAGGGGACUUUGUGAACAGUGGGCGGGGAGAUGUGGAGGCAGAGGCCCUGGCACGCAGCGCCAACGCCCUGGUUCGGGCCCAGCAGGGGCGCGGCACAGGAGGAGGGCCGGGUGGGCCGGAGGAUGGGGAUACCGAGGGCCCCACCACAGCCCUCACCUUCCUGUACUUGCCUCGGCCGCCGGCCGAUCCCGCCCGCUACCCCCGAUACCUGGCGCUACUGGAGACUCUAACCCGAGACCUGGGCCCCACACUGCUGGUUCACGGGGUCACCCCAGUCACCUGCACUGAUCUCUGAUGCCCCUGCCCCCAGGGCUGGGUAGAGAGGGCCCAGGCAGGUGGCCCAUCCCGAUCCUGAGGAGGAAGAGGAGGAGGAGGAGGAGGAGGAGAAGAAGAAAAGCACUGUGUCCCGUGGCCUUGCCCUUGGGAUGUGGAGCCCAGGGGAGGUUUGAAGGGGAUCAUGCCACCUCCUUUGGCAGAGGCACUCCAGCACACUAACUCUGGGCGCCUGUCCCCACCGUGCAGGGGAGGGAGUCCGAAGCCUCCCUUCACUGGUGCCUUGAUGCUAGGGGCCAGGCCUCCGUGACUCUGGGCUACCUCAGUUUCCCCAUUUUGGCCAGACUCACCGGCCCACUGGGGUGGUGAUGUUUUCGUUCUGUUUUAUUUUUCUAACUCUGCUGACCAUGAAUAAAAGACCAAAACACUA